AACGAGGGUAUCAUGCAGAAAAUCGCGAACAAGCAGCGCGAGCGCGCCAAAUUGGAGAAGGACGCGAAGGGAGGCGACAAAAGUACUUCUACUUGAAUAGUAGUGAUCUAUCUGCUUGAAUACUUCUGCUUGAAUAUACCCGCCACUUUCAUCCGUUACUUUUCAUCUUCGCGCCACUUAUCCUUCAUCUUCGCGAGAAGGAUAAAUGCAAUUAUAACUGCUGUUUUUUUCGUGAGCAAAAGUGGGGUUUGCCUUUGUGCAGCGGCAGCCGUUAGCAGCUUGAGCCAUCAUUGUUGAUUUAUUCACACGUCGUGGUGCAGCUGUUAAUUUCUACAUCUACAACGCGUAACAGAGGACGAAAAGAAGCUGGCGCAGGCCCGGAUGGCCAUGGAAGAGUGCGAUCGCCUGAUCCAGGAGCUCGAGGGAAAAUUGGAGACGACUUUUGAGUUUAAGGACGCGGACGGGAACAAGUUGACGUACGAAUGGGCCGAGAAGCAAGGUGGCGGCUUGAUGGGGAUGAUCGGGUAAAAACGUAGAUUUACAUACAAUUUCUCGAAGAUGAACGCGCUAAAAAUUAUUCUUUUGCAUGUCCAGCUAUGCUCUGGUUUCAUCUUCAUGUUGAUUUUCAUCCUCGUUGUCGUAUCUAUCACCGCAGGCUGGGCGCCAAGAAGGACGGGAGCUGCUUGGUAAAGGUUUUGUACAACGGAAAAGUGCUCGGAAG
Messenger RNA from Amoebophrya sp. A120, 721 nucleotides. The record is from the annotation of a GenBank genome assembly. Lineage: Eukaryota; Dinophyceae; Syndiniales; Amoebophryaceae.